Messenger RNA from Bactrocera oleae (olive fruit fly), 1262 nucleotides. RefSeq names its product myb-like protein X. The record is from RefSeq and is a predicted model, not a curated record. Lineage: Eukaryota; Metazoa; Arthropoda; Insecta; Diptera; Tephritidae.
UCUAAUGGUCUGCUCGCUUUUAAGCAAACCAUUAAUGAAUGACGCAGAGCCCGAAUUACACUCGUCAAGCCACUUUUUGGAAUCAGUAUAUUUUUUACUGUGGUUGACUUUCGACUGUACAAUAACUUGCUAUCGGAAAUGCUUUGAAUUUAUUGAGCAUAAAAGUCAAAAGUCAAAAACAAACAAUAUAUAUUUAUCAAAUUUUGGCAUUCCGAGUUUAAAAUUUAAUCGCCAACAAAUUUCUAAAUUUUAAACAACAUUUAAAAUUUUUUCCCGAUCAUAAUAAAAUCAAAGCAGAAAAGUGAAAAUAAAUUAUACAGAUUUCAUAUUGUAGAUAUUAUGAAGCAUCAGAAAGCGCAGAGACAAAUGAAACAAUGUUUAGAUCUGGUCAAACUAAUAAAGAACAGGCCCAGGCCGCAGCCAUACUAUUGUCGCCGGAGCAGCCACGCUGGACGAAGCCGCAGAAAUGAAAGCAAUUGCUUAUUCUAUAACGCGAAAAGAAACUUUCAUCGCUCGUGCAUUUUCAACUGUCAUAAUGCACAUCCUCAAGCACUUGAAUCCAGUCAUUCGUCGUUUCACAUAACGAACCAUGACUCUCGAAUUAACAGUGAUUUCAGUAGUGCUGAAGAAAUCAGCCGAAAAAGCAGUGUACAUUCGAAAUCUGAAGUAGAAUUAUUUAAACUUGAAUCGCAAGUAACGGUGCUGUCAAAUGGAUUAGUCAAUGAACUAAGCAAACAUUCAAAUACAACGCUAAAUACAAGUAAAUUGCCGCAAGAAACGCAAGAAAACGCAAGCCCUUGUUGUUCGAAUAACAGAAAAUCCAACACUGAAGAGACUAUGAUUGAGCCCAUACCCAACGAUGGGGUGUCUAUUGCCGAGUCUGUAGCGAACUCCAACGAAGCAAUCGCAUCCGUAGUAAAUAGUGCAGAAAACACACUCAAUGCCAGUCAAUCAGCGCAAGAACACGAAGCUACAACAACUGUGGCUGAACAUACCGUUAGUAGACAAAUAUUGACCGAUGAAGAAGCGGGCGGUGACGGUCAUCACAACAACUCAGUCAUCGAAAUUGAGAUCACAUUACUGUCUGGUAAUGAUACAAAUUCGGAUGAAGAGGAUGAGGGCGACGGCGAGGGCGAGGGCGAUUUUGAGACGCCCAUGCCGGAGGAAAGUAGAGAGUGAAGGGUGUAUAAACUUUUAAACCAGUGUUCGUGAACAAAAUAUAAAUGCUGUAUACGAAUAAAUAUAAAUUUGUAAAGUUUAAA